AUGGCGGCUCCCCUGGAUGACAUGUUUUUCUUCUGCGUGGAUCCCGGCAAAGUUGCCGGCUGCGUGGAAGUCCGAUUUAUCGACAACACCAAGGGCAAGGGUCUCUUCGCCAAAAAGAGCAUCAAGAAGGGAGACACCAUUUUCAUUGAGCGGCCUCUGGUCGCUGCCCAGUUCCUGUGGAAUGCUUUGUAUAAAUAUAAAGCCUGUGAGCAUUGCUUACGUGCUCUGGAGACUGCAGAGGAGAAUGCGAGGAGACUCAGCGGCAACCCUGGCCUCAGCCUUCCUCACCCUGAGCUCUGUCGUGUUCGACCAGAGCUGCACCAGGCCUGUCCUCAGUGCCAGGUGAUGUACUGCAGCAGCGAGUGUCGACAGGCUGCAGCGGAUCAGUACCAUCGGGCUCUGUGUCUGGGAGCCUCUCAGGAAGAUCCAGACCACCCCAUCAACAAGCUCAAAGACGCGUGGAGGAGUAUGCAUUAUCCCCCCGAGACCUCCAGCAUCAUGCUGAUGGCCAGAAUGGUAGCUUUGGUCAAACAGGCCAAAGAUAAAGCACACUGGCAGAAGCUGUUCUCCCACUUCUGCAGCCGGACGGCGAACGAGGAAGAAGAGAUCGCACAUAAGCUUCUGGGAGAACAGUUCAGAGGACAGCUGGCCUUGUUACACAGCCUUUUCACAGCAGCACUUUAUGAUGACCAUCUCAGCAGGUGGUUUGUUCCGGAGGGUUUCCGCUCUCUGUUCUCUCUGGUGGGAACCAACGGACAAGGCAUUGGCACCAGCUCUUUGAGUCAGUGGGUUCAUGCCUGUGAUGUACUUGAGCUUCCUGCCCAGCAGAGGGAGCAUUUGGACUCUUUUAUUGACCAGCUGUACAAGGACAUUGAAAAAGAAACGGGGGACUUUCUGAACUGUGAGGGCUCUGGACUUUUUAUGCUUCAAAGCUCCUGUAACCACAGCUGCAUACCCAAUGCAGAGGCGUCCUUCCCCGACAACAAUUUCCUGCUUCACCUCAGUGCCCUAAAUGACAUCAACCCAGGAGAGGAGAUCUGCAUCAGUUAUUUGGACUGCUGUCAGCGGGACAGAAGCCGACAUAGCAGACACAAAAUUCUGAGGGAGAACUACCUGUUUGUCUGCUCGUGUCCAAAGUGUGUCUCCCAGAUGGAUGAGCUGGAUGUGACAUCUGAAGAGGAAGAGGAAGAAGAAGGCGAGGCAGAAGGUGAAACAGAGGGGGAUGAGAUGGAAGAUGAGAUGACAGAUGUCUGAUGAAAGACUUGCCCAUAUUGUUCUCAGCCGUUCCCAUUCCCGCCACUGCGCUAAGCAACCACCAAGCCCAGAAGAAUAAAGAGCAUCCCCGACCAUGAUCUGCAUCUCACCAAAACUGUCCAAAUGUGGGGGGGAGGAGGGGAAAGCGUCCUAUCAGCAACACAUUUCACUCAUUUGUUUAGAAAAAAAAUCAGCCUCUGAAAACUGAUGAGGUAUGUGUGCCAGCAUUAGGACAGUGACAUGUUUUGGUUGUUUUGGCUCUACCUCAGCACGCUGGGGGGUUGAAAUAAAACAAAGACUUUGAUUUGAGUGCCAACUUUCCUGGGUCUGGGGGAGUUAAGAACCUGGGGAUCUUCUUCUUUUUUUUUUUUAAACUCUUGAGGGUGUAAAAUGGAAGAAAUUUCUCUGUUCUAAAGCUGCAGUCAUUCAUUUUUUUGCCCCAGGCUAAACAAGAACCCUUACUUCUAUUCUGACAUGUUCGCAAACAGAUGCUUAGUUAUAUAUCUAGCAGGGAACAAGAGAUUUGAUUUGAGCUUUAGCCAGUCAAUAGGUGAACAGAGAAAUACCCCUAUCAAGACCUUCUUUUUCAUGUCUUACUUGACUAUUUGUCAUUUUUAUACAGACAACAUGUCAUAUUAAUUACCCCCUUUUCAAGUAUACCCUGACCCAAACGUAUUCACUCUCUAUUUGAGAGGAACAUCCGUGUCUGUGACAUUAUGAGAAAUGUUGCCGUUAGUCAGGUAGUUGCUAGCUUUGUUCGUCUGCCGCUUGGUGCAGUUCAAAUAGCACUCAGUAGUUCUGUCAGGUUUCUGUGGCUGGAAAUGACACAGUUGAGUCACCCAAAACACUUAAGUUGGGAGGUGAAAAACCAAAACAAUGAGCUUAAAGUACAGGUCAGCGAUUGUAGUAACUAGUACUUAUCACUGCAGGUUCCCACCGUCAUGUUAGUAAUUUCAUUCACUUUCAUUUAAAAAAAAUAAAAAUAAAUAGAGCAGCUUUAAAGCUGAAAGUAAGCACUUUAUCCCCACAGUUAUUGUGACUUUGAAAACAAAUGGAUUAGAGAGCCAAAACAGAACUGUCAUAAUACUGACUACACUGUGUUUGACCUUCAGGAUCACUGAAAGCAGCUCAAAAGAACAAUUAUCUUUCUUGUUCCUAACGACUAUUAAAGAAAAGAAGAAUGAUUAAGCAAAGGUCAAUUGCUUCUCAGGUGUUUCUGCUCUACUUAGUAGAAGUUUCUUACAUGACUAUGCAUACUGUGUUGAAAAGCCUUUUUUAUUUAUAGUCCAUUGUAAUUACAGCCUUGUCAUAUGGGAGGCAUCCAGCUAGCAAAAUAUAAUUCGGUUUUCAUGCCAUGAUCUAUGGGGUUAAGUUAGACCUUACUUAAUGUAUUAUGGGGACCUUGAGUGGAAAAUUGCUUUGUCAGUAACUGUUUGCCCUUUGUUGAGAACUGUAUUUCAAACCAUGGUUCCACAUGAGUGAAAUUGCUGCUGCCGCCUUACAUGAAUCAAUAUUACAACAAUGACUAUAAUCACAAAUCCCAAUAUUUUCAGUUACUCAACAAAGAUUGGAAAUAUUGAGUGACUAUUCCCAAUUUUCUCAGUUGGCAUUCAGCGCUGUGUGGCACAGCAGAACAUGGCUCUGCAAGACCAAUGUAAAAUUUAAAUAUUAUAAGGAAAGCAAACAGGAGCCUAGCAGUUGUCAUUUUUACUACUCUGGCAUAAACCAUUGAAAUUGGA
Messenger RNA from Stegastes partitus (bicolor damselfish), 2993 nucleotides. It is a transcript of the gene smyd5, whose product is annotated as SMYD family member 5. Gene Ontology annotation, biological process: negative regulation of gene expression, epigenetic. Gene Ontology annotation, molecular function: histone H4K20 methyltransferase activity; protein binding. The coding region runs from base 1 to 1254 and encodes 417 amino acids. The record is from RefSeq and is a predicted model, not a curated record. The transcript is spliced from 13 exons. Lineage: Eukaryota; Metazoa; Chordata; Actinopteri; Pomacentridae.